Didymella exigua CBS 183.55 is the source of this 2848-nucleotide messenger RNA. Its product is annotated as glycoside hydrolase family 3 protein. NCBI's taxonomy places the organism in Eukaryota, Fungi, Ascomycota, Dothideomycetes, Pleosporales, Didymellaceae. The record is from RefSeq and is a predicted model, not a curated record. The transcript is spliced from 2 exons. The coding region runs from base 412 to 2775 and encodes 787 amino acids. Gene Ontology annotation, biological process: glucan catabolic process. Gene Ontology annotation, molecular function: beta-glucosidase activity.
GCGGCAUCAUCGGGUCGAUCUCGCGCCUCCACGCAGGUCUGAUGCGGAGCAUAUCACUACGACAAUGGUGACGGCAAUGCUGCAAGUGAUGGAAACUAUCACGUCUUACGAUGUUCUACAGCUAGGCCUCGCAGCCGCUUCUGCCUCUCGAUAUAACACACUCGCCGCGGUGAUGCAGGUCGCUUCCUGCUCGUACCAGACCUUGUUAUCAGAUCAUGCUUACCGCUCUCCCGGCGAGGUAAUAUGAGAUGCAGAUGCAUAAACUGCGGGGAAAUAACCGUACGGCCAUCUUGGUCAACUGUCCGGGUAAUUUGGAUCUCUGCAUGCUUUCUUACAAUAUGAAAGCUAUAAGAGUACGAUCGAUGUACCUUGUUAUCUUAACAGGACGCGUCAACCGAUAAUAUCUUCAGGAUGAAGUUUCUCUCCCUUGAGGCAGCCCUGCUCAUUGGAUCGUCGCUGGCAGCGUCCGCCAGUGCGAUCGAUCUGGUCCGCAGACGGGCUGCAGCCAAUGCUACAUAUAAGGACCCCAAUGCGUCAAUCGACGACCGAGUUUCAGACUUGCUCUCACGCAUGACCAUUCAAGAAAAGACCUCUCAGCUGAUUCAAGGUGACAUUUCCAACUGGAUCAACACUACGACCAAUGCCUUCAACGCUACCGGUAUUGCCUGGAACUUUGAGAAGCGUGGCGGUCAGUUCUACGUGGGGUAUCCCGUCGAGCAGCAAUGGAUCGUGGGUGGAAUCAAGAGGGCGCAGGAUUACAUCCAGCACAACACGACACUUGGCAUCCCAGCCUUGGUCCAGACUGAGGGUAUUCAUGGUCUGCUUGUCGGCAAUGCGACUGUUUUCAACAGUCCGAUUGCGCACGCAUGUUCUUGGGAUCCGAAGGCCAUCCAUGAAAUGGCUGUCAUCAUUGGCAAGGAAUCACAUGCCCUUGGCAUAAAUCAGAUCUUCGCACCAGUUGUUGACUUGGCGCGUGAACUUCGCUUUGGUCGAGUUGAGGAGACAUAUGGCGAAGACCAUUACCUUGCCGGGGAGUUCGGCUAUAAUUACGUCAAGGGUAUCCAAAGCCAGGGCGUGGCCGCAACCGUGAAGCACUUUGCUGGCUUCUCAGCACCCGAGCAGGGUAUCAAUACUGGACCUGUGCACGGAGGCGAGCGUGAGCUCCGAACCACGUGGCUCCCUUCGUUCAAGCGUACCAUCAUCGAUGGUGGGGCUUACAGCAUUAUGGGUGCAUACCACUCGUAUGACGGCAUCCCAUCAAUCGCCGAUUACCUUCUCCAAGAGACCAUCUUGCGUGAAGAGUGGGGCUAUGAGUACUUCAUCACCUCUGAUGCCGGUGCUACGGACCGUCUAUGCUGCACGUUCAAGCUCUGCCGAUGCAAGACUGCUGACAAGCCGAUCGACAAGGAGGCUGUAACCCUGUAUGCCCUGCCAAACGGCAAUGAUGUCGAGAUGGGUGGCGGCUCGUAUAACUUCGAGAUCAUUCCUCAACUUGUCGAAGAGGGUAAGCUCGAUAUCGAGACCGUCGAUCGUGCAGUGUCUCGCCAGCUUAAGGCCAAGUUUGCAUUGGGUCUCUUCGAGCAUCCAUACAGUGCGCUUCCAGCCAACGAGACAAAGUCUGUUAUUCACACUAAAGAGAGCGUCGACUUCGCACGCAAGCUGGAUGCUGAGUCUAUUGUGCUUCUCGAGAACAAGAACCAGAGUCUUCCUCUAUCUAAGUCCGCCAACAUAGCCGUCAUUGGACCCAUGGCCAACUUCACCAACUACGGAGACUACGUCGUCAAGGAGGCAGCACUGAAUCCAGCUAACGUCAACCCCCUGCAGGGUAUUCAAGAAGCUACUAACGGAACCGUCACCUUCGCUCAAGGCUGCCAACGCUGGUCAUCAGACGAGUCUGGCUUCCCUGAAGCUGUUGCCGCGGCAGAAGCUGCCGACGUCGCUGUCGUCCUAGUCGGCACAUGGUCCCGCGAUCAAUUCGAGCUCUGGCAAGGUCUCAACGCCACGACCGGUGAACAUGUCGAUGUCGCGUCUCUCAACCUCGUCGGUGCCAUGGGCCCGCUUGUCCAAGCCAUCAUCUCGACAGGGAAGCCUACCAUCGUCGUCUACAGUUCUGGCAAGCCUAUCACCGAGCCCUGGAUCAGCGAGAAUGCACAUGCUCUCGUCCAGCAAUUUUACCCCGGUGAGCAAGGUGGCCACGCUCUCGCCGACGUCCUCUUCGGUGACGUCAACCCCUCUGGCAAGCUCUCUGUAUCCUUCCCUUACGACGUCGGUACCCUGCCUAUCUACUACGACUACCUGAACUCCGGACGCUACACUGAGGCCGGCAAGAUUUGGCCCAAUGGUACACUACAGUUUGGACACCAGUACGUGCUCAACAACCCGCAGCCACUGUAUGAGUUCGGAUACGGUCUUGGCUACAGCAACUUCACCUACUCCAAUAUCACGCUGUCCAAGACCGAGGUCGCUGCCAAUGAGAAGAUCACGGCGAAGGUCAGCGUUACGAAUGAGGGCAAAUGGGAUGGCAAGGAGGUUGUGCAGAUCUAUGUCCAGGAUCUUAUUGCCAGUAUUGUUGUGCCCAACAUUGAGCUCAAGGGGUUCAAGAAGGUACUGAUCCCUGCGGGAGAGACUGUAGAUGUCAGCAUCGAUCUUGAUGUGAGCAAGUGGGGUCUUUGGAACGGUGCCAUGAAGUACGUCGUUGAGAAGGGGGAAUUUCUUGUGCACGUCGGGGCUAGCUCGAAGGAUCUUAGGGCCAACGGUACCGUUACAGUUGUCUAACAGAUAGGCCACACGAAUAAUGUGUAGGUCUUGCGCUCGCAGUUAGGGUCGCAAAUAGGAUCUUGCUCAUGCA